AUGAAUCUAAACUGUAAAUUUUGUUAUGAUCGCGCCGGCCAUGUGAAUAGACCUGAUUACAUCUGCUUAAUUGAUUCAUCUUCAAAGACGGAGAUUUUGGAGCCCAACGUGAUGAUUCGAAAAAUUAAUGGAGAUCAUUUAGAUGGAAAAAGUGACAAAGACGUCGAAGUGAUUUGGUUUAAGCACGCAAAGGUCAACUACUUCCCUCAUGGACUGAACGAAAUUUUUCCUAAUUUGAAAAUUGUGAGAAUUCAAGAAUGUGGAUUGAAAUCAUUAACACGAAAGGAUUUGGUUGGACUAGAAAAUACUGAGUCACUGUGGUGUGAUGCCAACAACAUCACUUCACUUCCAAACGAUAUGUUCCACAAUAUGAGCAAACUUAUUUAUAUUGCAUUCCAAUUCAAUGAUUUACAGUUCAUCUCUUCAGAACUUUUAACGCCAAUAUUCGAAAAUGACUUACAAGUUGUGGAUUUUAGUGGAAAUCAUUCCAUUGAUGCUUUCUAUAUUGCUGACUCAUGUAAUUAUAGGCAAUUAUUUUGUGAAAAUGAAGCUGAUUCUGUAGCAGAGUUGAUGGCCAUGAUUGAUGAGCAAUGUGAUAAGCCAAUAAACGAUGAGCAAACGAUCUCAAAAACAAAAUUAAAAGUUUUGAAAACUGAGGAGUUCAAGGAGCUUUGGACGACUGGUUGUUUCUCGGAUAUCACGAUUGUCACUGAUACCAAGAAAUUCAAAGCACAUAAAGUUGUUCUAGCUGUUCAGACAUUUGAAGCCAUUCAGUCGAUAAUUGAUGAACCAGUAAAAGAAGAACUGAUAAAUCAACCAAAAGUUCUCAAAAAACUUGUUAAGGCCAAAAGAAACUUUGAUUCCAUGGUUAAUAAAUACAAGAAACAUUAA
Clunio marinus is the source of this 891-nucleotide messenger RNA. Lineage: Eukaryota; Metazoa; Arthropoda; Insecta; Diptera; Chironomidae. The record is from the annotation of a GenBank genome assembly.